AUGAAGUUCUUGGUAUUAGCACUCUGCGUAUAUGCUGCAAGUGGGGCUUCCUUCAACAAUCCCAACUUUGGUUUCAAGCCAUGGCAAACAGGAAACGUCGCCAGAACAACACAAACUGGAGGCUAUGCCAAAGCUACAGCACAAGUUUCCGUACCGGUGACCCAAACUGUUGAUCCUGUUGUAGAUGUAGCCAAAACUGUUGUAGAGCCUGUUGUACAAGUAGCUAAAGUUGUCACUCCCGUCAUACAAGAAUCUAAAGUCAUCACUCCCAUCGUACAGUCCAGAGGAGCGACACCUGUAGUGCAGGUAGCCAAAUACGCUACUCCUUACGCUGAGCCCAUAGAAGUUGUCAGCAAGGACGCCUAUGCUGAAGUCCUCCGCUCAGAGACCGAGGUUCACCCAGAAGGCUUCCAAUAUACGUACGAGACCUCCAACGGACAGUACCAAUAUGUUGGUCGUGAUGGUGUGCCCGUCACCGUCACCUACGUCGCCGAUGAGAACGGAUACCAACCCCAGGGUGACCUCUUACCAGUGGCUCCUCCAGUACCAGUAGCUAUCGCUCGUGCUCUCGAGUUCGUCCGCACUCAUCCUUCUAAAGUAGAAACAGUCAAAAACUAUUGA
Diatraea saccharalis (sugarcane borer) is the source of this 621-nucleotide messenger RNA. The record is from the annotation of a GenBank genome assembly. NCBI's taxonomy places the organism in Eukaryota, Metazoa, Arthropoda, Insecta, Lepidoptera, Crambidae.